AUGGAGGAAAAGAAGACGAAAAAGAAGCAGCUGAUGGGAUCACUCCGGUCAAUUUUCCGGCACGCUGACUGGGUUGACAAACUGUUGAUGCUUGUCGGCUUCUUAGGAGCUGUUUGUGACGGCCUGUCAAUCCAGGUAUCAGUCUUCACUAUGGGUAGACCCGUGAACAUCAUUGGAACAUCAGAAUCUUUACCAUCUGAUCAACAACAACAUAAUUCCAUGAAUAACAUUAUCAAGAAUUCGCUGGUUUUCUGUUACAUAGCAUUUGGGCAGUGGAUUGCUUGCUUUCUUGAGGGUUAUUGCUGGGCAAGAACAGCAGAGAGGCAAGUGUCUAGCAUGAGAACGGCAUAUUUGAAGGCAGUGCUCAGACAAGAAAUUGCCUACUUCGACUUGCGUGUUACAGAUACAGCCGAAGUCGUUGCCAAUAUUUCCAAUGAUAGUCUUGUCAUUCUGGAUUUUAUCAGUGAAAAGGUACCAAGGUUCGUGUCGAAUCUAUCGACUUCUAUAGGGGCUUAUGUUGCUGCUUUUUUUAUGCUCUGGAGACUAGCCAUUGUUGGUUUUCCAUUCAUAGUAUUUCUGGUAAUUCCGGGUGUGGUGUAUGGGAGAAUUCUAAUGAGCAUUUCCAGGAAGUUGAGGGAAGAAUAUAAUAAGGCGGAUACGAUCGUGGAGCAAGCAAUCUCUUCCACCCGAACAGUUUAUUCCUUUAUGACAAGUAAAUUGGGAUGGCGACAAGGUUCAGUAAAAGGCUUAGCUGUUGGCAGUAAUGCCAUAGUGUUUGCAGUUUGGGCUUUCAUGUCAUAUUAUGGAAGCAGAUUAGUCAUGUACCAUGGUGCUAAAGGAGGAACCGUUUUCGCAGUUACUACUGUCCUAGUUUUUGGAGGAUUUUGUAUAUCUAACUUGGAUUCCUAUUCGGAAGCCGGUGCAGCAGCUGAACGCAUCAUGGAAAUUAUAGAAAGAGUUCCCAAAAUUGAUUCAGACAGCAUUUACAAUUUGCCUGGAACUAUUGCUUUGCUCCAAAGGUUUUAUGACCCAAUUCGCGUGUAUUUCCUACACGAUCAUGAAGAGAUCAAGAAAAUGACAAAAAUAUAUUGUAUCACUUUGGUGGCAUUGAUACUGUUUGCAAUCCUUGUCAACAUAUGCCGGCAUUAUAACUUUGCAUCUAUGGGAGAGAGGUUGACAAAUAGGAUCAGAGAAAUUAUGCUCUCAAAGAUCCUCACUUUUGAAAUCGGAUGGUACGAUCGAGAUGAAAACGCAACGGGGACCAUUUGCUCCAGAUUGGGGAAAGAUGCAAAUACGGUGAGGUCAUUAGUGAUAGAUCGAAUGGCACUUCUCAUCGGAACUUUUUCGACUGUGACCAUUGCCUGUUUGAUAGGGUUCUUCAUUUCAUGGAGGCUAGCUUGGGUGAUGAUAGUUGUUCAACCUCUGGUCAUUAUUUCCUUCUACUUAAGGCAUGGCCUACUCAAAACCCUGUCGAAGAAAGCCAUCAAAUUCCAAGAAGAAAGUAGCAAGAUUGCAGCUGAAGCAGUGACAAAUAUUCGGACAGUUUCCUCCUUCAAUGCUCAAGCGCUAAUUCUUCAAAUACUGGAGAAAGCCCAAGAAAGCCCUCGAAAAGAAAGUAUUCGACAAGCCUGGUUUGCUGGCGUCGCGCUCGGCACAUCUGCAACUCUCUUGAAAUUAUGUUGGGCUCUUGAUUAUUGGUACGGGUGGUAA
Molecule: messenger RNA, 1710 nt
Organism: Oldenlandia corymbosa var. corymbosa
Lineage: Eukaryota; Viridiplantae; Streptophyta; Magnoliopsida; Gentianales; Rubiaceae
Source: the annotation of a GenBank genome assembly